Molecule: messenger RNA, 420 nt
Organism: Cygnus olor (mute swan)
Lineage: Eukaryota; Metazoa; Chordata; Aves; Anseriformes; Anatidae
Product: transcription factor HES-2-like
Exons: 4
Coding region: 1-420 (139 amino acids)
Biological process (GO): regulation of transcription by RNA polymerase II; regulation of neurogenesis; anterior/posterior pattern specification
Cellular component (GO): nucleus
Molecular function (GO): DNA-binding transcription factor activity, RNA polymerase II-specific; protein dimerization activity; RNA polymerase II cis-regulatory region sequence-specific DNA binding
Source: RefSeq, a predicted model, not a curated record
AUGUCCCCGCCGGGCUCCCCGCCGCGGCCCCCGCGCCGCCCCGCCGCCGAGACGCGCAAGACCCUCAAGCCCCUGCUGGAGAAGCGCCGCCGCGCCCGCAUCAACGAGAGCCUCAGCCAGCUCAAGGCGCUCAUCCUGCCGCUCGUCGGCAAGGACAGCUCCCGCUACUCCAAGCUGGAGAAGGCGGACAUCCUGGAGAUGACCGUGCAGUUCCUCAAGGAGGUGCCGGCCGCGCCCUCGGCCCCAGAGCCCUCGGAGAGCUUCCGCGCCGGGUACCGCGCCUGCCUGGCCCGCCUGGGCGCCCUGCUGGCCCCCCCGCCGCCGCCCGCCGCCCGCCGCCGCCUCCCGGAGCUGCCGCCUCCCGCCUGCCCCAAGGCCGCCCCGCCGCCGCCCGCCGCCCCGCUCUGGCGGCCCUGGUAG